Colletotrichum destructivum is the source of this 3704-nucleotide messenger RNA. Its product is annotated as Putative DNA primase, small subunit. Gene Ontology annotation, cellular component: alpha DNA polymerase:primase complex. NCBI's taxonomy places the organism in Eukaryota, Fungi, Ascomycota, Sordariomycetes, Glomerellales, Glomerellaceae. The record is from RefSeq and is a predicted model, not a curated record. The transcript is spliced from 4 exons. Gene Ontology annotation, biological process: DNA replication, synthesis of primer. Bases 109 to 1665 code for a protein of 518 amino acids.
CCCGCAUUUUCGAGUUGGCCCGGCAAAUUGGUCUACGAAAGCGAUCCUCGCAAACCUGCGUAAAUCGUAACUGCCUACUUCCAACCACAGUCACACACAUACCCAGAGAUGCCACACUCCGUGUCGUCAGAAGCAACCUCACCACCCAACGAUAUAGUGGCCCACGACGAAUCAAUGGCCGACUCGCCCGCCCCCCCCACCGCCAGCCAGGCGACUGACGGCGACGUUGCGAUGGCCGAGGUUGAUGCGCCGGCGCCCGCCACCGAGGAUAAGAGAGAUGUCAAGCUGGAGGAUUUGUUCAUAGACGGGGACUCAGACGACGAGUUUCCCAGCUCAAAACCACAAGACACACCGUCAUCAAGUUCCCCGGGGAUUGCGACACCCCUUUCACCAACAGACAUUGCGGAUUUGAAAGCGUCAGAUCCCGAGGUGAUGCGCAGUUUCUACCAGCGCCUGUUUCCUUGGAGAUACCUCUUCCAAUGGUUGAACCACAGCCCGUCGCCGACCAACGACUUUGCCCACAGAGAGUUCGCCUUUACGCUGCAGAACGACGCUUACCUACGAUACCAGUCUUUCCCAACCCAUGACCUCCUCCGCAAGGACGUCCUCCGCCUCAUGCCCUCUCGUUUCGAAAUCGGCCCCGUCUACAGCACGAACCCGCGUGACCGCAAGACCCUCCGCAACGCCAGCGCCUUCAAGCCCCUCGCCAAGGAGCUGUGCUUCGAUAUCGAUCUGACGGACUACGACGAGAUCAGAACCUGCUGCGACAAGGCCAACAUUUGCAUCAAGUGCUGGCAGUUCAUCACCAUGGCAAUCAAGGUCGUCGACGUCGCCCUGCGCGACGACUUUGGCUUCAAACACAUCAUGUGGGUGUAUUCCGGCCGGAGAGGUGCCCACGCGUGGGUGUGCGACAAGAAGGCACGGACAAUGGGCGACCAAUUGCGCCGGUCGAUCGCGGGGUAUCUGGAGGUUAUCAAGGGCGGCGCGCAGAGCGGGAAGAAAGUGAAUCUGUGGCGGCCACUGCACCCCCACGUGGCACGGAGUCUCGAGACCCUCAAGUCUCAUUUUCAAGAAGACGUUCUCGAGGCACAAGACCCCUGGGCCUCCAACGAGCGCGCCGAGCGCCUCCUCCAGCUGCUGCCGGACAAGAACCUCAACGAGUCGCUCCGCAAGAAGUGGGACGCCGCUCCGGGGCGGUCGUCCGUCUCCAAGUGGGCCGAUAUUGACACGGUGGCCAAGAGCGGCGCGAGCAAGAAUCUCGACGCCAAGGCGCUCCUCGAGGCCAAGCAGGACAUCGUACUUGAGUACACGUACCCGCGCCUCGAUAUCGAGGUCAGCAAGAAGCUCAACCAUCUGCUCAAGUCGCCCUUCGUCGUCCACCCCGGCACUGGCAGGGUGUGCGUGCCGAUCGACACCAGGACGCUCGAAGACUUUGAUCCGCUCGGUGUGCCGACGGUGCAGAGCCUGCUGGCGGAGAUCGACACGUGGAAGAGCGACGAGGACGCCGAGGCGGGUGGGUCGCAGCAGAAAAGCGUGCAGGACUGGGAGAAGACGAGCCUGAAGCCGUACGUGGAGCAGUUCCGGUCCUUUGUUAUUGGUUUGAUGAAGGAUGAGAGGGACGGCAAGAUCAAGAGGGAGAGAGAGGAGGACGCCAUGGAUUUUUGAUAAACACAAAAUCGAUACGACUUGUAUGAUUGGGGUAUAUAUCUGGUUUCUGGGUCGGUGUUUUUUUAUAUCUUUAUUGCUUCCUGUCCAUUGCGUUUCCUCUUCUUCUUCUUUUCUUCUUCUCUUGAACAAUUGAAGCAGAGGGUAUUAUUAUAUUUAAUCGCCUGCCAUGACGGGGUUAUGAUUUACCCAGGGCUUCCUUGGUGCCUUCCUGAGACGCAGCUGACGACUCUGGCGCCGCCACGUUUUCCGUGAUGGUUUGCCUCUCGUCCACGUCCUCGUCAUCCUCCUCGUCAAACCUGCUGUCCUCGAUCUCGCCGCCCGCCCCUUCUGUAGCGGGAGUCCCGCUGGCACUGCCAGCGCCGCCUUCCUCCUUCAGCUUUGCCUCCUUGCGCUUGGGGAUGACGCUCAGGAACGCCUCGGCCCAGCUGCCCGUCUCGAGCCACUUGAGCAUGAUCUCGACGACGUGGUUCGUCGCGAGCACCCUCCGACUCGACAGGUUCAUGUACUCUCCAAUGGGCAGCUUCGCCGUCCGGAUGCCCAUCGCCCUCGCGCGGCGGUGACACAGACCCUUUUCGCGGUUGCGGUCGACGAGGCCGCCGAUGACAUAGCUCGUGUUGGGCUCGAGGCGGUCGAGAGUGUUGACCGAGUCGGAGGAGAGGUAGACGAUGUUCUUGAGCUCGUCGGCGGGUUCGGGUUCGGGGUCCGGGCUAGGCGCCGAGUCGAGGACGUCCCGGAAGACGGCGGGCUUCUUGGCGGCGCCGUCCUCCCCGGUCGGCUGGAGCAGGUCGAUAACCUGCCCGCCGCGGGGCCCCUUCAUCAACUCGUCAGCGUCCCUGGAAGCCUCGACGAAGUCUCCCUCGACGAGCUUCACGCCUUUCCAGUGCACGUGCUGGCUGCCCAGCGUCGUCUCGAAGCGCUCCUUCAGCUGGCCGCCGUAGGAGCUGACGUACAGGUGGGCGCGGUACCUCGCGGCGCGGUUGUCCGAGUAGGAACGGGUGAUCUGGCUGGCAAGCGAGACGAGCUCCUUCUCGAGCAUGUACUUUUCAAAGUCGCAGUCGAGGAUCAGGGCGACAGGCACUUGGGUCGCAGGCUGCUUAGGCGUCUUGCGCUUCGGCGGGAUGACGACGGAGGCCGGGUCGAUGCCCUUGGCCUCGGCCUCGGCGAUAACGGCGGCAAUCUCCUCGCGGCGGGUGGCCUGACGCUCAUGGCGCUUCUCCUUGCGCUUGCGCUUGCGGUCCUCACGGCCGUCCUCCCACGCCGCCUUGCGCUUCAUCUUGCGGAGCUGGUUCUUGGAGAUCUUGGGCUCGGCCUCAGCGGCGGCAGCGGAGGAUUCGACAUCGGCCUCUUCGCCGUCCUUUUCCACCGAGGCUUCGGGGACGCCCGUCUUGUCAACCCCGCUACUGCUUGUCUCUUCUCUCGUCGUCGCCGUCGUCGUUGUCGUCGUCGUUGUGGGGGGAUUCGGGGCUGCGCCGUCGCCAUUGGCAGGCGUAGGCGGGACAGAGGGUUCUUCUGAUUUUGCUUCGGUCAUCUCGAGGUCUUUGGCUGGCUGAUUGACGGGUUCCGAGGCGGGAGUCUCCAUUGUUGCGGCCGCGGUCUGGAAUGAGCGUGCAAAGUUUGGUGAGGGAAGUGGGGGACUUUUGCGAAAUUUCGGCGAUGUCUUGCGAUAGUUGUCCAGGUGCAGUUGCGUAGCGGACGAGCUGCAGAAGCGCGCUAAUCCGUUUGUGGAAUGAUAUGGGCCCAACCCACGGGUGAAUGUCGUCAAGGCGCUGCUGACUGGCGCUCUCAGUUGCAGUGGUCGGAACAGCAUUAACACGAUAGUUCAGCGGCAAUUGGCAUACGAGGGAGUGAUAUGAUUGCGCCUCUUUAUGUAUGGGGGAAAAAAUGAAAUUGCAGAAAGCCAAAUCAAAAUGUUGCAACUACAAGGACAAGCGUCAGCACCACUUGAAGGGGGAGCAAGCGGCUGAGAUAGAUGUUGAAAAAUAAAAUAAAAAAGACCUGCGAAAUGACAUUGACAAAAGCACGGAUACUUAGGUAGG